This is a messenger RNA of Ylistrum balloti, 6429 nucleotides long. RefSeq lists its product as uncharacterized. The record is from RefSeq and is a predicted model, not a curated record. The transcript has 17 exons. The coding region runs from base 20 to 3433 and encodes 1137 amino acids. Gene Ontology annotation, molecular function: magnesium ion binding; phosphoprotein phosphatase activity; manganese ion binding. NCBI's taxonomy places the organism in Eukaryota, Metazoa, Mollusca, Bivalvia, Pectinida, Pectinidae. Gene Ontology annotation, cellular component: plasma membrane; cytoskeleton. Gene Ontology annotation, biological process: negative regulation of canonical Wnt signaling pathway.
CUUUGAGCAUGACCAUCUAAUGGGAGGAGAGCUGGACCCUGGGAUGCUCGAAUCUAACAAUGUAGAAGUUGUCAUUUGGCAGAGAGAUCGUAAGGGAAUUCAUGUUAAUUUGGAGGGUAAUGGACAGGAGGCUGAGGCAUCUGAUUUAUUUGAAAUUGUUAAAGAGCACCGAAAACUGCCUGACUUUGUGGAUAACAUCUUCUCCAUCUGGAUGGUCUCCCCUUUGCUAGAGUUGCGACUGAAGCUUUCUCACAAAGCAUUUGAAUUUGCACAGCUAUGGGAUGAGUUCUGCAGCAUGUACACAGAUGCAAAAACAGAUGAAGUGUCUCGUGAUGAACCAGUGGUGAUGUUCCAGAGGAAUGUGUUCCUGUCCUUGAAGGAAGAAAAGAAGUACUGGCAGCUGGCCACAGAGGAUGUCUUGCUGCUCCUAUACCAUGAGGCUAAAUUCAAUGUAAUAGACGGCCGCUACAUUGUGUCCGAGCAAGACUAUGACAUCUUGGCAGGAAUACAGGCUCUUAUAGAGAAAGGACUGUAUAACAGUACUAAACACACACCAGAAUCCUACAAAGGUAAUACCAACAAAUACUACCCAGUUCAUAUCUACAAACCCAAGAAAUCCUUGAUUGAAUCUUUACGAAAGACACAAAGGAAGUACAAUGAGCUCCACCUAGAGGGGGUUCAUCAGCAUGCUUCCAACAACAUCGGGGAUGAGGAUCGCACUCAGCUGUAUCUUCGUUAUCUUGAUAUCUGCUCCAGUUACCCCUUCUAUGGGAGUGCUUUCUUUGAGGCAGUACUACAGAAACCAUCUGGCAAAUUCAGCACCAUGAUGACCAAUAUAUUCUCAUUAGGUUUUCCUGAGAUGGAUGUACUGGUGGCAAUCAACACAGAAGGAAUUUGUGUCAUACACCAGGAACUCAAGACUGUUAUUCUGGCCAUACCAUAUGAACAGCUGUCUUGGGACCUGGAUCUCAAUGAAGAUGAACCUGACAAACUACCAGCCUUACUGGUACAAUUUAUAGUGAAAGAAGAGGAUGAAACCAUCACCAAAGUCCUGCAAAUCUACUCACGACAGGCCAAGUUAAUGGAUGCCUUGGUUGAGACGUGUGUCAAGAGAAAACACCAUGAAGGAUAUGACUCAUCCAAACAUGAGAACUUCUCUAGAGGAAUUACCAACCAGAUGGGGAAAAUGUGCUUAAGUACGUACACUCUUGAAGGACAGGCUUGUGACUUAACUAUGGACCUGUUAGGAGGUGGAUAUGUUACAGUAACUAUGGACCUGUUAGGAGGUGGAUAUGUUACAGUAACUAUGGACCUGUUAGGAGGUGGAUAUGUUACAGUAACUAUGGACCUAUUAGGAGGUGGAUAUGUUACAGUAACUAUGGACCUGUUAGGAGGUGGAUAUGUUAUGGUAACUAUGGACCUGUUAGGAGGUGGAUAUGUUACAGUAACUAUGGACCUAUUAGGAGGUGGAUAUGUUACAGUAACUAUGGACCUGUUAGGAGGUGGAUAUGUUACAGUAACUAUGGACCUGUUAGGAGGUGGAUAUGUUACAGUAACUAUGGACCUGUUAGGAGUUGGAUAUGUUACAGUAACUAUGGACCUGUUAGGAGGUGGAUACGUUACAGUAACUAUGGACCUGUUAGGAGUAACUAUGGACCUGUUAGGAGGUGGAUAUGUUACAGUAACUAUGGACCUGUUAGGAGGUGGAUAUGUUACAGUAACUAUGGACCUAUUAGGAGGUGGAUAUGUUACAGUAACUAUGGACCUGUUAGGAAGUGGAUAUGUUACAGUAACUAUGGACCUGUUAGGAGGUGGAUAUGUUAUGGUAACUAUGGACCUGUUAGGAGGUGGAUAUGUUACGGUAACUAUGGACCUGUUAGGAGGUGGAUAUGUUACGGUAACUAUGGACCUGUUAGGAGGUGGAUAUGUUACGGUAACUAUGGACCUGUUAGGAGGUGGAUAUGUUACAGUAACUAUGGACCUGUUAGGAGGUGGAUAUGUUACAGUAACUAUGGACCUGUUAGGAGGUGGAUACGUUACAGUAACUAUGGACCUGUUAGGAGGUGGAUACGUUACAGUAACUAUGGACCUGUUAAGGGAUGGAUAUGUUACAGUAACUAUGGACCUGUUAAGGGAUGGAUAUGUUACAGUAACUAUGGACCUGUUAAGGGAUGGAUAUGUUACAGUAACUAUGGACCUGUUAAGGGAUGGAUAUGUUACAGUAACUUUGGACCUGUUAGGAGGUGGAUAUGUUACAAUGGGUGCAUUUUUGGAUAAACCAAAGACUGAGAAACACAAUGAGGGAGGCAUGGGCAACUCCCUUCGCUUUGGUCUUAGCAGCAUGCAAGGCUGGAGAGUGGAGAUGGAAGAUGCUCACACAGCUGUUAUUGGCCUUCCAUGUGGACUGAAGGACUGGUCCUUCUUUGCUGUAUUUGAUGGUCAUGCGGGAGCCAAAGUCUCAGCAUAUUGUGCAGAGCAGCUAUUGGAUCAAAUCAUAGCCAACGAAGACUUCCGGGGUAAAUUAGAUGUCAAGGAGGGAACUGAGGUACAACCUUCGCUAGAGGAUGUAAAUCGCGGAAUUAAGACCGGUUUCCUUAACCUUGAUGAACGGAUGAGAGAUAUCCCAGAGAUGAAGAGUGGGGAAGAUAAAAGUGGUUCAACUGCUGUUUGUGCUAUUGUAUCACCAAGUCAUAUAUUCUUUGCUAAUUGUGGAGAUUCCAGGGCUGUUUUUUCCCGAGGUGGAAAAUGUCAAUUUUCUACCCAGGACCAUAAACCAAUCAAUCCUACAGAAAAGGAGCGAAUUCAAAAAGCGGGAGGGAGUGUUAUGAUUCAGAGAGUAAAUGGUUCAUUGGCAGUUUCACGUGCUCUUGGAGACUUUGAAUAUAAAAAUGUCAAGGGAAUGGGACCUUGUGAGCAACUAGUUUCUCCGGAGCCAGAGAUAUUUUUGGAGAAACGUUGCAGUGAUGAGGAAUUCCUAGUGCUGGCUUGUGAUGGUAUCUGGGAUGUCAUGACCAAUGAUGAUGUCUGUGACUUUGUCAGGGAUCGCAUGAAAUUAACAAGUAGUUUAGAGAGCAUAUGUAACCAGGUUAUCGAUACUUGCUUGAACAAGGGGAGUAGAGACAAUAUGAGCAUUGUUAUUGUGGCCUUUAAGAGUGCACCAUCCGUGUCAGAAGAGGCGAUUAAAAAGGAAGAAGAACUUGAUGCUCGCUUACGAGACAAAAUUAAGGAAAUUUUAGAGAAUCCUGAUUUUAGUGAGGCAGACCUACCGACCUUCAUGCAUAUUUUAGGUGAAGGCACACCAGGAUUGCCACCUGGUGGAGGUAUAAGUGCAAAAAAAAGCACGGUGGAAAGCAUACUGAAUGAGCUGCGGCCAAAGAAACAAGAUGAGGAUGAGGAUGAGGAGGAGGAGAAUUCUGUUCCUGAACAAUUGUAAAUGAAGACGGAGUUGGCUACAGCAAAAUCUACUUGACUGAAUGAUGGGGCACUGCUGAUCUCAGAGUGUCAACAUACAGGAAACUCACUUACGCCAUUUCUUACUUCCCCUAUCCACCCACGGCCAGCAAGGGCUCGUCGUGUGUUGAGUGCCCUAUAUUUAAUGUAUGUUACACCUGCGUAGGAGGAUGUUUGUAUGUGCUGGUAUUACUGUGGAAAGCUUCACUCUGUAAUGUCUAUACACUGUGUUGAAACUUGUUUGUGUACAGUCAUUCCCCUUGCUAGAUACUGGAAUUUUUCUUUGUUUAUAGUAGAUUUUCUACUACAGGGGUUGAAAUGUGUGUAAACAGAGAAAUGACUAGAAGUUUUUUUUUCUAUUCUCUUCAAAUAUCAUUUGUGAGAGACAUAGACUGUUUUCUUAGUUAAAAAUAUAUAAUGAGAAGAAAUAAGGGGAUAGAUAUUGUGUAAAGUUUUGAUUUUUGUUGUCUGUCUAUUUUACUGCUAACAUCUAGGACAUUAAGAUGAUGAGAAAGGGGACACUACUGACAGGUGGUAUUAAUUAGAAUAGAUAGACACAGUAAAUUUAUGUAGUAUAGAAUUGAACCCAUUAAAGCAAUCAAAUGAAAUUUAAAACAGAGUGAAUAAAGAGCUAAUAUGAAUGAAGUUAUUGGAACCAUCAAUAAAGGUCUUGUCUGAACGAAGACAUUCCAGUCAUAUUCCUGGGAGAAUUUUUUAGUUCAGUUACUCAUGUUUUUAGUUAUAUAUAAAUCUAUAUCAGUAUUUUUGCAGAUUGUAAAUGUAGUGUUUCUGCAUUAAUAGAAUAUACAAGAAAUUAGUUUUUUAGUUAAAUUUUCUGAUUUUGACAUAUGUACUUGAGAAGAUGGUCUCAUUUAGACCAUGUUUUAUGGGAAGAAUAAAUGCCUCAUUGCAAUAGCCUAUCAUUAGUGCAUAUGUGUAUGUUUGACAGUCAUGUGUAUAUAUCUUGUAGAGUUUCCUUAGUGGGAAGGAAAGGUUAACCUAGCUAUUGAUAAUUUUGUAAUGGUAGAUGGACAUCUAUCUGCAAUUUUCUGCCUAGUUUUGCCUUUCUCUGUUAGUUUCAUAUUCACAGCUACUGCUUAUAGUUUUGGAAAAUAUUAGCAGAUUUUCAAAUGAUGGCUGGGACAGAUUUUCCUUGUGAAACACAAGAUUUAGUAGCAAUAUCAUAUUGACUUUGUAUUGAUACAGAAACCUGUAGAAAAUCAUAUGUUGGAUCUCGCUACUGAUGACUUCUUUAAGAAAAUUUUACUUGAUGAUGUAAUGACAGCUGCCUUGGCUAUGAAGUCUAUGAUGCCAUUCAUAAGGGGUUAUUGAAAUAUAAAAUGUGUGGUCAUAGUGAAGCAGUUGUUGAGGACACUCAGGUUUUCACACUGUAACUGCCCCCUGUAGCUUUACCUAGUUUUCUGGACUGUUCUGGCUUGACUGGCCACAAGAGCUUUUACCAUGGUGCAACAUAGUCUGUUUGUCAACUCUUACACACUGAUCGUUCAGAAUAAAAUGUUGUUGAUUGUGCCUAAAAUUGGUGUGGAGAAUUAAUCUUACAAAGGGUUUCUGAACUGUUCUAAACAGUAGUUAUUGGUCGACUACAGUCAAGAAAUCCCAACUCUCCUGAACAGUUGGAGAGAGUAUCGCUGUUUGGUUUUGAGAUAGCCUAAAAACCAUCCUUUUUAGAAAGAAGUUUGUAUAAAUCUAGGACUGGAAUGGCGCAACUCCACUGGAGAAAUCUUGGGUGUACAACUGUUUAGGUUGAUUCUGAGCUUAACAAGGAUAUUCCAAAGACUAUGACUGAAAGCUGGUCCUUUGCUGAACAUUGAAAAACAAGUACAACAAUGCUUCUUGUAUUGGCCUCAAGGUCAAGCUCAAAAGGGAGGAUAAUGUUUAAAAGCGUAGUCAUCUUAAUGUGUUGAUAGUUUCGAAUAAAGUAAGGAAAUAAUUGCCCUAGGAGCAGGAAAUAAAAUGACGUAUGCUAGUAAAGGAAAGGUGUUUACACUUGUUGUUGAUAGCCAGAGUCCAAAACAGUUAUUGUUUGUAAUGGAAAUGAUCAUUAGAUAAUGCCAUGUUUGCUUAAAUAUCCAGGUGAGCAGUAGAGGUUCAGGGGGCCCUCUUUUUCCAACCUGCAGUUUCCUGUUCUCUGUACAUGUCCAGAUUGAUAACAGUGCUAUUGUAAAUAAUUGUCUUAGUAUGAAUGUGGAAAAUUAGUUGAUGUUGUUUAAAAGUCAUAUUUUAGAAAUGUUGAUAACAAAUAUUUUGAUUAUUCUUGUAUGUUUUAAAUAAUUCAUGAAAAAUGAUGUCUUGCUUGAUUUACUUAUCAUUUCCUGACAGGAAAGUAUACAAUUUUCUCCAUCAAUUCUGUCCAUGAAAGGCAUUGUUCUCCAUCAUAAUCAAUUGCAUAGUAUGUUUGAUAAUGUUAGUGUCUAUUUCUGAUGAUGUAAGUUACAAGUAAUGCUGGGACACCACAGUGUAAAACUGCAGCUGUAUUUAAACACAUUACUGUAAAAUAGAAUUUUUUGUGAAGGGUUUCCAUGAUUUGAUUUUGUCUCGUUUGGUCUAAACAGAGAUGCUUGUACAUGGAGGUGUUAAAUGAUUCUUAGCACACACUGAAAAUAAUACAUUUUAUUUUUUAUGAUGGUACAUCUAAUAGUAUAGAUGACAGUGAAGGUAUGAAGGCAGAGUUUAUGUUCUAAUGCUAAAACAAGAGCUUUUGAAUGAAAAUGAUGUGAUGCUGGCCAUGAAGUGGUCAUGAUACUUGAUGAUUAGGAUUCAGAAAUGUGAGGAAAUAACAUGUCAUUGUGAAUUAGUAGACCAGGAUUAACGUCCAUAAUAAUAGGUACAGAUAAACAUCCCACAACUUCCUGUGUUAGUGUAGUUGGAUUUUGUUGCUUACAUUUCCAGAUGUAAUUAUGAUAUCACACAACUCGGAUGACAUGGCACUUGGUUGAAUAAACCUGGUUUUAACCCAGA